CAUUCAGUCGAUCAGUCGUUCAGACAGUCGGUCGCCGUCCACGCGUUCGCCUCAUAUUGUCGUUUCGACAUCGUCGCAUCGCGAUACAAUAAUACAUUAUUGUAUAAACCGUACGACACACACACACAGGCAUUAUAGACGGACGAAAUUAAAAUCAUACAAGUUAUUGUUAUAAUCGUCGCCGUCGUCGUACUGCGCUCGUGUCGCGUGUACAGAGGUAUUCUCUCUCCGCGAGUACCUACUGAAGUGUUGGCGCGCGCCCGUGUGUGUGUGUUUGUGUCUGUGUGUAAGCGUGUCCGCUCGCGUGUUCCGCCGUCGCAGUCGACCGCGUAUAUGAGUACGCUCGUCGCGUCCUGUUGUACGAGCACGUCUGUCGUGCUGCGCGCGUCGUCCGUACCGCUUGUCGCCGUCCGCGUGCGUAUCCUCCGCUUGACCUACAAUCCGCGUCCCGACAACGCACCGCCGCCGCCGCCGAGCACAUCGAUAUCUCUCGUCCGCGAUCGAUACGCGCAUCCACCGCCGUCGUAGAGAACAAAAAAAAAUCCGUCGACAUCGCAGCUGGACUUUCCUCUUCCAAUAAAAUAAUAAUAUUGUCACCGAAUAAUUGUCGGUACCCGCGCAGUGCGAAUCCGUCGUCGUCCACAAGAGGCACCGCAGACGGCGAUGACGCCCUGAAGAAGUCUUCGGAGUGUCACUGCCGCCCAAAGCACGGCGCAGGACGAAGGGCCCCGCUCGAGGUCCUUUUGAUCGUCGAUCGCAGCGACAGCGACAGCUACAACCGCAGCGGUUAGGCAGCGCGUUCACAGCGACAACGCCGACAUGGUGGCGUCCGCGGACCGCCGCGAGAGUUUCGGCGUGGACAGCAGCCUGUUCCACCACCGGAAAAGCAAGACCGGUACCAACAAGCAGGGCAAGGACGCCAACAAGGGCAAGCAGUCGUCCGACGUGGCCGUGUACACGAUAUCAGUGGUCGGCGGCUAUGAGAACCAGGGCUUCAAGCGGGAUGACCAGUCCGGCGACGGGGGCCUCGCCAAGCCGCCGCUCGGCAGCAUGGCCGACGGCGACGGCGACGACGACCAGUCCAAGGGCAAGUUCAAGAUGUCGCCCAAGGAGAAGUGGCGGAUCCUGAAGAACGUGUCCACCAUCAGCCUGGCGUUCAUGGUCCAGUUCACCGCGUUCCAGGGCACGGCCAACCUGCAGAGUUCGAUCAACGCCCGCGAGGGCCUGGGCACCGUGUCCCUGUCCGCCAUCUACGCGGCGCUGGUGCUCAGCUGCAUAUUCGUGCCCACGUUCCUCAUCAAGCGGCUGACCGUCAAGUGGACGCUGUGCCUGUCCAUGCUGUGCUACAUACCGUACAUCGGCGCCCAAUUUUACCCGCGGUUUUACACGCUGGUGCCGGCCGGCGUGCUCGUGGGCCUGGGCGCCGCGCCCAUGUGGGCCGCUAAGGCCACGUACCUCACGCAGACCGGGGCCGUGUACGCCAAGCUCACCGACCAACAGGUGGACGGUAUCGUCGUCCGGUUCUUCGGGUUCUUCUUCCUGGCUUGGCAGACGGCCGAGCUUUGGGGCAACCUCAUCUCUUCUUUGGUAUUGUCUAGCGGUGCCCACGGUGGCGGAAGUGGCGACAACAGCACGAUGUUAUCCGAAGAGGAAUUGCGAUUGUGCGGUUCAAAUUUUUGCGUGAUGGGCAAUCACGCCAUCGACAACCUGGAGAGGCCGCCAGACUCGGAGAUAUUCGAGAUCAGCACCAUAUACCUCACGUGUAUCGUACUGGCCACCAUCAUAAUAGCCCUGUUCCUGGACCCACUUUCCAGAUACGGAGAGAAACAGAGGCGUGCCGAUAGCCAAGAACUUUCCGGUAUUCAACUGUUGUCGGCCACGGCUUAUCAGUUGAAAAAACCGUACCAACAACUCCUCAUACCGAUCACCAUUUGGAUUGGGAUGGAACAAGCUUUCAUCGGAGCCGAUUUCACGCAGGCGUACGUGUCCUGCGCCCUGGGCAUUCCAUCCGUCGGGUACGUGAUGAUAUGCUUUGGCGUGGUCAACGCAAUAUGUUCGCUGCUGUUCGGCACCAUAAUGAAAUACAUCGGGAGACUGCCGCUGAUGGCCCUGGGUUUCGUCGUUCACUCGAUACUCAUAUGGAUCCUGAUCGUAUGGCGGCCGCAUCCCAACAACCCCAAACUGUUCUUCACCAUAUCGGGACUGUGGGGCGUCGGCGACGCCGUCUGGCAGACUCAAAUGAGCGGCAUCUACGGGACGCUGUUCAGGCGCAACAAGGAGGCGGCGUUCAGUAACUAUCGGCUGUGGGAGUCUGCCGGCUUCGUGGUGGCGUACGCGUACAGCACCCACCUGUGCGCCCGGAAGAAGCUGUACGUCAUGGGCGUCGUGCUGUUUAUCGGGUUCGUCGGCUACAUAAUCGUCGAAAUCAGGCACAGCGUCAAGGCCAGGAGGCUCAAACGGCUGGCCGACGACCCCAAGUCGGAGCCGCUGCCCGACGAGACCGUCAACGAGACCGACGACGAGAAGGACGACAUCGACGACGAGAUCAUCGUGACGCAUUUAUGAGCAACGGACUUAAUCGGUGUGCUAUAUAUAGAAUAAACCAAGAUGCUCAGUUGCUAUGUUAUUAGAACGUCUUCAUCACUUUUAAAAUAUAUUUAUUUUUAUUAUAAAUUAUAUUUUGUAACGUAAAUACGUAUGGAAAUCUGUGUGAUGUAUUAAUUACACUAAUUACCAAUACUGUGUAAUUUAUUACUGCAUUUUGUACAUAGUAUUUAUACUGCAUCAUAAUUUGCAUAGAACAUAUGUAUCAGUAACAAAAAAAAUUGUACAUUACUUUUACAAUAUUUUUAGCAUUAUUAGUAUUAUUAUUAUUAUUAAUUGUCGACCUUUUUUUUUUUUUCGUAGAGAAAGUGAUCUAGUUUUAACAUAUUUAACUAUUACUAACUAUCCGUCAUAGAUGGUUUACGUUAGUUAUAUAUGAUAAUACGAGUUAAAUUAUUUAUACGCCUAGACCAUAAGUAGGUAUUUAAAAUAGGUAGGUAGGUACUGCGCGUAGUUAGUCAACUAUUUUAUU
Molecule: messenger RNA, 3076 nt
Organism: Myzus persicae (green peach aphid)
Lineage: Eukaryota; Metazoa; Arthropoda; Insecta; Hemiptera; Aphididae
Product: UNC93-like protein
Exons: 7
Coding region: 820-2565 (581 amino acids)
Biological process (GO): regulation of muscle contraction; regulation of potassium ion transport
Cellular component (GO): striated muscle dense body; plasma membrane
Molecular function (GO): potassium channel regulator activity
Source: RefSeq, a predicted model, not a curated record